GACUCAUACCCCUAUAAAAUUACGAUUCUUGCCGUUUUGACUCUGAAAAGCUCUUGAUUAUCUCCGGUCUUUGGCUCUUCAUUCUCCAACGAGCUUUUAAUUUGCUUUGAAAAUAUCGUUUGAUUGCAGAUUCUUCUCCUUAUGUUUUUUGAGGAUAAAAUUUUGGAGAUGAAUCCAGGGAGUCCGUUGAGAGUCAAAUACAGAGAGCAAAGAACUGUUACUAAGAAGCUAGUGAAGCCAUCGAGCGAGUGGUUUUGCAUGGAGUCCAAAGCUAAAGCCCCUAAAAUUGUGAGGAUUUGUGUCACCGAUGAGGAUGCCACCGAUUCUUCAAGCGACGAAUGCGAAGGGGAGACAUAUCACACAGUGAAAAGGCAUGUAAACGAAAUCAGGAUCCAAGAUUGUUCCACUGUUAACUUCACCAAACCAACGAACCACCAAAUAAAUAAUAAAAGUAACCAUGUGGAUAUCAGAUCAAAGAAGCAACAACAGCAGCAAUGUUUGUCUGUGGGUGUCAAGUAUCUUGGGGUUCGACAAAGGCCAUGGGGGAGAUGGGCGGCUGAGAUCAGAGACCCCACAAGUCGAACCAGAGUCUGGCUUGGCACGUAUGACACUGCUGAAGAAGCUGCCUUGGUGUACGACCGAGCCGCGAUUCAAAUCAAAGGCCCCGACGCUGUCACAAACUUUGCACAACCUCCCCUGAGACCCGACAUUGAUCUGGACAUUAUUUCGGGGUAUGAUUGUGGUCAAGAAUCUCAGUCCCUCUGUUCACCUACAUUUGUUCUCAGAUUCCAGACCAAUGAAGAAGCUGAACUUCAAAUCCAAUCCAAAGAUGACUCUUUCGAGCACGGGUGGAAACUUGAGGAGGAUCUCCCAGGACAACCAACCAGCUUAUCAGAUGAGUAUUUAUUAACAGAUACUACGGUGGCUUUAUGUGAUUACUUCAACUCUGAUAACCCUGAGCCAAUAUUUUUCGAUGAAAUGAGAUUAGCAGAAGAGAAUAUUUCUGUAAAAUUAGAUAUUGAUUUUGGGGCUUGUACGUGGGAAGUUGAUGAUUACUAUUAA
Molecule: messenger RNA, 1062 nt
Organism: Gossypium arboreum
Lineage: Eukaryota; Viridiplantae; Streptophyta; Magnoliopsida; Malvales; Malvaceae
Product: ethylene-responsive transcription factor CRF6-like
Exons: 1
Coding region: 142-1062 (306 amino acids)
Biological process (GO): regulation of DNA-templated transcription
Molecular function (GO): DNA-binding transcription factor activity; DNA binding
Source: RefSeq, a predicted model, not a curated record